AUAUCUCAUCAUACCUCCUCUUACCCGGUCGGUAGCUUUGAUCGGUACCGUUGUUGUUGUUGUGUUUGUAUAUAAUGCAAUUUAACAUGGCGGUUAAAAUUUACUUUUAGAGGGAAAUGUUUGUAGCCGAAUAACAAAAUGUACACAAAUCAAAUUUAGGGUUCAAACAACCCCCAUAUUAUUCAGGCCAUUCUUUGAUAUGGUAGGUCUAUUGUAGUUUAUGAAGCUGAAAAAUGGACUUUGAUCACGAGAAUGUUAGACUAGUUGUGAAUGAAGAUAGGUUGAGCAGUUUGCCUGAUGAACUUAUUCAUUACAUCCUCUCUUGUAUUGAUGACACCAAGUUUGUUAUUCAAACAUGUUUGUUGCUAUCUCCAAGAUGGAAACUUGUCUGGAAGUCGGUGCCUUGUCUCAACUUUUAUAGUCGUCGUUUUCCUACUGUACAUAAAUUUUCCAAGUUUGUGACAAAUGUUCUUUCUCGUCGCAACAAUCACGUGGAAGUGUCUACCGUAAAGCUAAGUUACAGUGGAGCAGCCAGUCAAGCCUUUGUGAAAAAGAUUGCAAAUUAUGCGUGUUCUCACAAUGUCCAGGAAUUAGUCGUCCUGAGCAGGCCCAAAAACCACUAUGAUUACCCUCCUUGCCUCUUUACCUCCACCUCUCUUAAGCAUUUCACUUUUAGCAGCAUGUUACUUAGAGCUGACCUUACACCUAAACUUCCUAAGACACCUUGGAACUUUCCCGCCUUAACGACUUUGAACCUCAGUGACAUCACAUUGUGUGAGGAUAACCGUGAGUACUUUGAACUUUUCUCCAGGUGUGUGAAUUUGAAGGACCUUGCUUUGAAUACCGUCAUUAUCGAAGCUAAGGUAUUUGACAUCAUUACCCCUCGACUUUCCAGUCUUGUGCUUAACAACUUCAGGCGUCAAACUGUUAUCAAUGUGAUUGCACCUCAACUUGAAAAUCUCUCUAUAAUUGAUUGCACAAUCAAUCACUUGGAUACAGCACCCAGACUAUCAUCUUUUGUCUACAAAGGUUACGGUCCUCCAAAGUGGUUUAAAGGUUCUUUCUCUUCUCUAAACAAGGUGAGUGUCUGUUUGUCUUUCCAUCGUUCAAACAAGAUGUAUGAUGAGGAAGAAGCCCGUGAGACUAUUAGCAUGCUUCAAGAGCUCAAGAGUGCCAAAUUCCUUACGCUUAAUUUUGACAUUGUUGAGUGCCUUUCCGCAUAUCCAGAUUUGCUGUCACACGUUCCUUCACCUUUUAGCAACUUGAUUUGCUUAAAUAUAGACCCUAAGAUGAGGUCAGACGCAUACAAAGUAAACGUGUCUACUGAAGCUAGAAACUUCUUGCUUGAGAAUUCUCCAAGUGCCACAUUCAUCAUGGAUAUACCCGAGGAACCCCCUACCAAAGCAAUGAUUGCGAAACAGGCUAGGGAGGCGAAAAGAGCUAAAUUGAUUGCUGAAGUCAAGAAUUAUCUGAAAGAAUUGCAAGCAGAACUAGAACAGCAAAAUAUGCUGCCUGCUGAGAGAGAAGUGGCAGAAGAAAAGGCCAAACUAGGUGUUGAGAAACUGAUGUCAGAAAUACAAGAAAUAUUGGUCAGGAAAAAGUUGAUGCGAAGUGAGCCUGGGAAAGCAAUGGAAUCUGUUGAGAUUUAUGUGUUAGCAGCUAGAACGAUGGCACAAAUUGUAGACUGUAUGCAAGAGAUACUUGGUCUGAUUGAGCAAGCUUAUAAGAAUGCUCACGUCAUCAGUUCAAAAAGAGAGCGAGUCAGAUCAUUGUUGGAAGCUAUGCCUAAGCGACAUAAGGCAGAAAUGGAAGCACGCUAUUCUCACCAGCUUGAAGAAACAGAUCGUUUUACCUCAAAAUAUCGUUACAUGUUUACCUAUUUACAGAAAACCCUUGAUGCUUUUAAAGAAGUCAAGUCUGAUUACAACUCAACAUUUCCAAACAUUUCUAGUACCAACCUUCCCCUGGCAUCCCAGCUAUCCUCUUCUUCAGCAAUUUCUAUGCCCUCGCCCCUCGGCCCCUCAAGUAUCCAACCCACACUGCGUUGAAGCUCCCACCCAGUCCUUGUCAGAACCAAAUCCUAAACAGUCAGCAUAAAUUUCAGGGAUGCUAAAGUUUUUGCCUACCUGAUGAUGUGGGCCCUCAUCGAGUUCACAAAUUCUUCAUUGAAAGAUCGGGAUGAUCGAUUGUCAGAAUUUGCUUCUUUUUUUUAUUUAUUUUUUAUUUUGAACGGUUUCGAAUUUGCUUUUAUUCAACUUCUUGUGAAUCCUACUUCUUUUUGCCAUUUACUUAGAGCUUUAUGUUA
Messenger RNA from Erigeron canadensis, 2305 nucleotides. RefSeq names its product F-box/FBD/LRR-repeat protein At1g80470-like. Gene Ontology annotation, molecular function: protein binding. Bases 234 to 2048 code for a protein of 604 amino acids. NCBI's taxonomy places the organism in Eukaryota, Viridiplantae, Streptophyta, Magnoliopsida, Asterales, Asteraceae. The record is from RefSeq and is a predicted model, not a curated record. The transcript is spliced from 6 exons.